Messenger RNA from Cephus cinctus (wheat stem sawfly), 2948 nucleotides. It is a transcript of the gene l(2)37Cb, whose product is annotated as pre-mRNA-splicing factor ATP-dependent RNA helicase DHX16. NCBI's taxonomy places the organism in Eukaryota, Metazoa, Arthropoda, Insecta, Hymenoptera, Cephidae. The record is from RefSeq and is a predicted model, not a curated record. Gene Ontology annotation, molecular function: ATP binding; RNA binding. Bases 164 to 2824 code for a protein of 886 amino acids. Gene Ontology annotation, cellular component: intracellular anatomical structure; catalytic step 2 spliceosome. The transcript is spliced from 13 exons.
CCCGGUAUUUCAAUUGAUCCCGUUGCUCGGCAACGAAACAUCCUGACAGCGGCGAUAAUCGACUAAGAAUUUAAAAGGUUAUCUGUACUGUAUAAAAGUGAAAAGUGAUUAUACGUCAAAUUAUUUUCGCUACGGAUCAGUAUACAUAUCCUUAUAUAGAAAAAUGAGUAAAUACAGAAGAAAGGAGUCUUCAACCGAAGACAGUGACAGUGAGGAAGAAAGGCGUAAAAAAGAUAUUAAGGAAAGAGAUGAAUUUGCUAGUCGUCUUAAAGCUAAAGAUGAUUCCAAAGUACGCAAGGUUGCGAUGCCUGCAGGUUCUGGAGCUGCUGAAGCAGCAAAAAGACUCAAAGUUAUGGAAACUGAUUCAAGGGAAAAACUUGUGCCGAAACUGCGUGUGGAAUCACGUAGAAAAUAUUUGGAGAAAAGAAAAGAAGACAAGGUUGCGGAGUUGGAGGCUGAUAUUUUGGAUGAUGAAUACCUUUUUGAAGAUGAAGUUUUGACUGAACGAGAAAAAAGAGAAAGAGAGCAUAAAAAACAAUUACUAAAAUUAGCAAAGGAGCAUGAAAGAGCCAGAGAGUUGGAACGUGUGCAACGUUAUCAUAUGCCUCAUGAAAAGGGAAAGGAUGCUAUUGAAGCAGAAACUGUUGAUAUAGAACCACCACAAUCCGAGCAAAGUAAAUGGGAAUCAGAUCAAAUGUCCUCUGCAGUAUUCCGCUUUGGCGCCAAAGAUAGAAAAGCACAACAAGAUUAUGAACUUCUUCUCGAGGAUGAAGUUGAGUUUGUCCAAGCGUUGCGUAUGCCUGGUAGUACCAAGGAUAAAAAACGUGAGUUGUCACCACCACCUCAAACAAAAGCAUUGACAACAAUCGAGGAAACAAAAAAAAGUUUACCUAUAUAUCCAUUCAGAAAGGAUCUCGUUCAAGCUAUUAAAGAUCACCAGGUAUUAAUUAUUGAAGGAGAAACAGGAUCAGGAAAAACUACACAAAUCCCUCAAUACUUAUACGAAUCCGGCUUCACGGAGGAUGGGAAAAUAAUUGGAUGUACACAACCGAGAAGAGUAGCUGCCAUGUCUGUAGCUGCACGAGUAGCUCAUGAAAUGGCAGUGAAACUUGGUAAUGAAGUUGGUUAUGCAAUUCGUUUUGAGGAUUGUACAUCUCAGCGUACUCGUAUAAAAUAUAUGACAGAUGGAACUCUGCAUCGUGAAUUUCUUAGUGAGCCCGAUUUAGCAUCGUACAGUGUCAUGAUCAUAGACGAGGCUCAUGAACGUACUUUACAUACAGAUAUUCUGUUUGGAUUAGUAAAGGAUAUUACACGCUUUCGUACAGAUCUAAAGCUUUUAAUUUCUUCAGCUACCUUGGACGCUACGAAGUUCAGUCAAUUCUUUGACGAUGCUCCAAUUUUCCGCAUUCCAGGACGACGAUUCCCUGUUGAUAUUUAUUACACAAAAGCUCCGGAAGCUGAUUAUAUUGAUGCCUGCGUUGUAUCCAUUCUUCAGAUACACGCGACUCAACCGUUUGGUGACAUAUUAGUAUUCCUUACAGGUCAGGACGAGAUAGAGACGUGCCAGGAAAUGCUGCAGGAGAGAGUGAGACGAUUAGGAACGAAAUUAGCUGAGCUUCUAAUUCUACCGGUUUAUGCGAAUCUACCUAGUGACAUGCAGGCGAAAAUAUUUCAGCCGACUCCACCAGGUGCCAGGAAGGUGGUACUUGCUACGAAUAUAGCUGAGACGUCUUUAACCAUAGACAAUAUUGUAUACGUGAUUGAUCCUGGUUUUGCAAAGCAGAAUAAUUUUAAUUCACGAACCGGUAUGGAAAGUUUAAUGGUGGUGCCGAUUAGUAAAGCUUCUGCGAAUCAACGUGCUGGAAGAGCUGGUAGAGUCGCGCCAGGAAAAUGUUUUAGGCUUUACACAGCAUGGGCUUAUCAACAUGAACUAGAGGACAACACAGUUCCUGAAAUUCAACGAAUUAAUCUUGGUAAUGCUGUACUGACUUUAAAAGCACUAGGCAUUAAUGACUUGGUUCAUUUUGAUUUCUUGGAUCCUCCACCUCACGAGACUCUCGUAUUGGCAUUGGAGCAACUUUAUGCACUUGGUGCUCUAAAUCAUCGUGGUGAAUUGACCAAACUUGGUCGUAGAAUGGCGGAAUUUCCACUGGAUCCAAUGAUGGCCAAGAUGUUACUUGCUAGCGAGCGUUAUCGAUGUUCUGAGGAAGUAGCUACUAUAGCAGCAAUGCUUUCUGUAAAUGGAGCAAUAUUCUACAGGCCUAAAGAUAAAAUCAUUCACGCUGAUACCGCUCGUAAGAACUUCCAUGUUCCUGGCGGAGAUCAUUUGACCCUGUUAAAUGUAUACAAUCAAUGGCAGCAAAGUGAUUUCAGUACACAUUGGUGUUACGAAAAUUUUAUCCAGCAUAGAUCCAUGAAAAGAGCAAGAGACGUUCGAGAACAAUUGGUAGGACUUAUGCAACGCGUAGAAAUGGAGCUUGUCUCUGGAAUUAGCGAGACUAUCAAUAUCCGAAAGGCGAUAACGGCAGGCUAUUUUUAUCACGUAGCACGGUUAUCUAAAGGAGGUCACUAUAAAACUGCUAAACACAAUCAGACUGUUUCUAUUCAUCCAAACAGUUCACUAUUUCAAGAGCUGCCAAGAUGGCUACUGUAUCACGAACUGGUAUUUACGACAAAGGAAUUUAUGCGACAGGUCACGGAAAUAGAAAGUAAAUGGCUAUUGGAGGUAGCACCACAUUAUUACAAACCUAAAGAACUUGAGGAUUCGACAAAUAAGAAAAUGCCAAAGGUCACAGGACGUGCACGUCCAGAUGGUACAAACUAAAUACAUCAAGAUUUUUAUUACUUUAUGAUGAGCAACGCGAUACAAGGAAUACGAGUGUAAUGUGAUAGAAGAAAUCUUGUAUAGCUGGACAAAUUUUUAAUGAUUAAAGCACUAUUAACAAAAA